This is a messenger RNA of Myotis davidii, 1968 nucleotides long. It is a transcript of the gene AQP6, whose product is annotated as aquaporin 6. The transcript has 4 exons. The record is from RefSeq and is a predicted model, not a curated record. Bases 52 to 897 code for a protein of 281 amino acids. NCBI's taxonomy places the organism in Eukaryota, Metazoa, Chordata, Mammalia, Chiroptera, Vespertilionidae. Gene Ontology annotation, cellular component: plasma membrane; apical plasma membrane. Gene Ontology annotation, molecular function: water channel activity; nitrate transmembrane transporter activity. Gene Ontology annotation, biological process: transmembrane transport.
GGAGACCCUGGAGCAGAGCGGGCAGCAGCCCACGCUCAGGACCUGCCCGCGAUGGAGCCAGGAGGGUGCAGCUUGGCCCGGAGGCUGGGGUGCCGGCUCUGGAUGGCCAUCAGCAAGGCGCUGUUCGCCGAGUUCCUGGCCACGGGGCUGUACGUGUUCUUCGGCGUGGGCUCGGCCAUGCACUGGCCCUCGGCGCGUCCCUCUGUGCUGCAGAUCGCCAUCACCUUCAACCUGGCCACGGCCAUGGUGGUGCAGGUGACCUGGAAGGCCAGUGGGGCUCACGUCAACCCCGCGGUGACACUGGCCUACCUCGUGGGCUCCCAGAUCUCCCUGCCCCGCGCUGUGGCCUAUGUGGCCGCCCAACUGGCAGGGGCCAUUGUGGGGGCUGCUCUGCUCUACAGCGUCACACCAGGAGACAUCCGAGAGACCCUCGAGGUCAACGUGGUGCAGAGCAGAGUCUCAGCGGGCCAGGCGGUGGCGGUGGAGCUGGUGCUGACCCUGCAGCUGGUGCUCUGUGUCUUUGCUUCCACCGACAGCCGGCAGACGUCGGCUUCCCCGGCCGCCAUGAUCGGGACCUCCGUGGCCUUGGGCCACCUCAUCGGGGUCUACUACACCGGCUGUUCCAUGAACCCGGCCCGCUCCUUCGGUCCUGCUGUCAUCGUUGGCAAGUUCGAAGUCCACUGGAUCUUCUGGGUGGGACCCCUGACAGGGGCUGUCCUGGCAUCGCUCAUCUACAACUUCAUCCUGUUCCCUGACACCAAGACCCUGGCCCAGCGGCUGGCCAUCCUCACAGGCACCUCGGAGACGGAGAAAGUGGAAAUGGUGGAGCCCCAGAAAAACAAACCCCAAUCCAACCCAGGGGACGCCGAAAUGGAGAAUGUGGGUCAGAUAGCAUAGAACCUGGCCCUUGCCGCAGGCUUUUGAGAGGCCUGUGCGUAGGCAGAGUGCCUCGUGUGGCCGGAUUUCAGGCUUUCCGAGGAAAGGGGGGGUGUUUAAGGUGUGUAGGGAGGCUUGGCCUCUUGUCUUAACAGGUUGGGCAGGGGAUACCAAUCCCUCUCCCGGGCAUUACAUUUCUAGAUAGAAUCCGGGGAGCAAAUCUGCUCCGCGUCCUCCUCCUCCAUCUCUAAUGGGACAGCGCAGAGGGAGGCAGGGGGAUUCACGCCAGGGCUCCCGGCUGGUACAGCGGAGGUGACACCAGAUCCCCAGGUCUUGGGGAGAACAGGAGAAUUAGAGCCUCAGUCCCCUUAAAGACUGAGGGCUAAAGGGACCUCAGGGAACCCCAACUUCUUACCCCACCCUUUGGGAGGAGAGGCCAGACUUCCCAGAAGACUCAGGGCUCCUCAGAGGGGUCACUGCCCUUCGGUGUGGUUUGGGGGGGCUAUGGCUCCCCCCUCAGACUGGGGGCUUCUUCAGGACAGAGAUUACCCUUCCAAUAGAUCUUCAUUCCUCACUCGCCCCAAAUGCUCAGGAGAGAACCCCACCCCUGGGAAGAGCUGACACAGAAGAUUUUUUCAGGUUAGCAGAGGGGCAGGAUACGGGCAAGGAAGGUUUGAGCCAACGGGCCUUUUCCUGGGCAAGCUCUUCCGGGUGUUUUCCUGCCUCCCGCCCCCUGUCCCAUUGAUGGGGACAUUCUGAGAGGGGAUGACUCCAGCCCAGCCCAGCCCUCGGUCCAUGUCCUGGGCACAGAAGCUGUCUCCAGCCUCAUUCUCAAAUCUACCAGGGCACCCAAAAGCUGUUGAGUAAGGAUGGUAGGAACGAUGCAGGCAAUCAAGAUUCAGUGCCUCUAAGGAGUCUCGGCUGGUUUGUUGGUUUUUACAAGCUGCUGUAAACCGAUUCUGCCCAUGACCUGGGGUCCUGCCUGGGCCUCAGCUUCCCCGGCUACUGGAUGGGCACAGGCCUCCCCUGGAGACUGCUGUGAAAACAAGAAAUUGGAAAAUGUUUUUGGAAGUAAAAAUGUUAGGAAAACAA